AUGGGCAGGUUCUUGGACAAGGCAUGCACCAAAAUCCAAGACACAAAUACAAAGGAAAGUCCAUGGAGGCUUUGCACGGUAACCCAAGUAGAGCAGGUCAAAACCCUAAUUUCACUUGUCCCAGUCUUCGCAAGCACCAUCGUCUUUAACACCAUCUUAGCUCAGCUUCAAACAUUUUCGGUACAACAAGGAAGUUCCAUGAACACUCGUCUGUCAAAUUCCUUCCAUAUUCCUCCGGCUUCACUCCAAGCAAUCCCUUACAUAAUGCUCAUCUUCCUUGUCCCUCUCUAUGACUCUCUGUUCGUUCCUUUUGCGAGUAAGCUGACGGGACAUAGCUCAGGCAUUCCUCCAUUGACUCGGAUAGGAGUUGGACUGUUCCUCUCCACUUUCUCCAUGGUUUCAGCUGCCUUGCUUGAAAAGAAACGAAGAGACUCUUCGGUUCUUGACGGCAGAAUCUUGAGUAUCUUCUGGAUCACGCCACAGUUCUUGAUCUUUGGGAUCUCCGAGAUGUUUACUGCCGUUGGAUUAAUCGAGUUCUUUUACAAACAAACUACAAUGGGCAUGGAGUCAUUCUUGAUGUCUUUGACUUACUGUUCGUAUUCCUUUGGUUUUUACUUUAGCUCGCUGCUCGUUUCGCUCGUGAAUAAGAUUACUUCCACGUCUGCUGACUCCAAAGGGUGGCUCGGGGAGAACGAUCUGAACAAGGACAGACUCGAUCUGUUUUACUGGCUUUUAGCGGUUCUUAGUCUACUGAACUUUAUUAGCUAUCUCUUUUGGUCUCGUUGGAACAUUAAGUCUUUGAGAAACAACAACUCUAAUGUGGUGGGGGAUGAGAAAAUUUAG
This is a messenger RNA of Brassica napus (rape), 843 nucleotides long. RefSeq names its product protein NRT1/ PTR FAMILY 4.3-like. Gene Ontology annotation, cellular component: membrane. The record is from RefSeq and is a predicted model, not a curated record. Gene Ontology annotation, biological process: transmembrane transport. The transcript has a single exon. Gene Ontology annotation, molecular function: transmembrane transporter activity. Bases 1 to 843 code for a protein of 280 amino acids. NCBI's taxonomy places the organism in Eukaryota, Viridiplantae, Streptophyta, Magnoliopsida, Brassicales, Brassicaceae.